Messenger RNA from Caenorhabditis remanei, 975 nucleotides. RefSeq lists its product as uncharacterized. Lineage: Eukaryota; Metazoa; Nematoda; Chromadorea; Rhabditida; Rhabditidae. Gene Ontology annotation, biological process: olfactory behavior; G protein-coupled receptor signaling pathway. The transcript has 4 exons. Gene Ontology annotation, molecular function: G protein-coupled olfactory receptor activity. The coding region runs from base 1 to 975 and encodes 324 amino acids. The record is from RefSeq and is a predicted model, not a curated record.
AUGAAUGGAUCUAGCUUCACAUCUCUGGCAGAUGUCGAAGUCAGCACACUCGGUGCAUUUGAAGCGAUGUCCCAGAAUCAUCUGACGACACUCAUUGCAAUUUGCCUCCUGAUCAAAUGGUCUGACGGGAUGAAGACGUUCAAGGCGGACCAAAAGAAUAUUCAUCUCUCUGAGGUCUCGUUUGCUGUGUUCAACAUCAGAAAAGUGACAGGGUUUAAUAAACAUCUUGGAGUAACGGCGCUGUCUAUUUACUGUGGCUGUUAUGGAAUGAUGCUCGUUUCACUCACUACUCAUUUCUACUACCGGUUCUUAUCAGUCACUCGUCCGUCAAAGCUUUCUCGAUUUUCUAUGAGAAACUUUCCAAUUUGGGCUCUCCUUGUAUUGAUCAGUUAUUUUAUAUGGUUCAGUUUGACAUACUUCGUAAACGGCUCCUCUUCUAUUAAAGACGAAGUUUUGAUACCUGAAUUCAAAAGAGAUUACUGUAUGCAACCAGAUGAUUUUUCAUAUGUGGGAAUACAGUACUAUUAUACUGAUCCAUUGACAGGAGAAACAAGGAUGCAUAUCCCUUCACUCUUCUCAAUUACUGUUUUUACAUGUUUUAUGACUCUUUCUUCCGGUUCCAUGACAUAUUUUGGUGUGAAGACGUAUGCUCAUCUCAAUGAGCUAACUAUGAUGACUAGUGUCGAUUUCCGUGAACUUCAAAACCAGCUGUUCCGAACUUUGGUCAUUCAAACUCUGAUUCCCAGUGUCUUCAUGUAUUUACCAGUUGGUAGUACGUUUUUAUUUCCGUUAUUCGGUCUGACAAGUGAAGCUAUGAGAAACUUUGUGCCGAUAUCUGUGGCUCUCUGUUUGUGUUUUGAGCCACUGGUGGCAAUGUAUUUCAUCAAGAUUUUCAGAACAAGAAUAAUUGAAGUUGUGACCUGCCAGAAGUAUAAGAAAAGAGGACAAGUUUCAAGUAUGCAAACAACAACUUGA